GGAUGAGCACAGCGGUGACCCCUACCACAGCGGCUAUGACAUGCCCUACAGCGGGGGGGGCGCCGGCCCCACCUACGGCCCCCCCCAGCCCUGGGGGCACCCCGAAAUGCACGUCAUGCAGCACCACAUCCUCCCCAUCCAGGCCAGACUGGGGAACAUCGCGGAGGUGGACCUGGGGAUGGCUCCCCCGGUGAUGAAGAGCUUCAAGGAGUUCCUGCUCUCGCUGGACGAUGCGGUGGACGAGACGGAGGCCGUUAAGCGUUAUAACGACUACAAGCUGGAUUUCCGCCGUCAGCAGAUGCAGGAUUUCUUCCUGGCUCACAAAGACGAGGAGUG
Nipponia nippon (crested ibis) is the source of this 336-nucleotide messenger RNA. Lineage: Eukaryota; Metazoa; Chordata; Aves; Pelecaniformes; Threskiornithidae. The record is from RefSeq and is a predicted model, not a curated record.